Molecule: messenger RNA, 1367 nt
Organism: Plasmodium cynomolgi strain B
Lineage: Eukaryota; Apicomplexa; Aconoidasida; Haemosporida; Plasmodiidae
Product: T-complex protein 1 beta subunit
Exons: 1
Biological process (GO): protein folding
Cellular component (GO): cytosol; chaperonin-containing T-complex
Molecular function (GO): ATP-dependent protein folding chaperone; ATP binding; ATP hydrolysis activity
Source: RefSeq, a predicted model, not a curated record
AUAAUCCAGUGUCGAAAAUACUAGUAGAUGUUAGCAUGCAACAGGAUAAUAAAUGUGGAGAUGGAACGACCGGAGUUGUAGUCCUAGCAGCAGAAAUGCUCAGAAAUGCAGAAAUUCUUAUUGAAAAUAAAAUACACCCACAAAUUAUUUGUGAUGGAUUUCGCAUGGCACUUAAGGCAGCAAGAGACGCGUUAGAAAAGUCCUGUUUUAGUCAUGACAUUAAUUCGGAUCAGUUUAAAGAAGACAUGUUAAAAAUUGCAAGGACGACACUCUCUUCCAAAUUAUUGACACAUGAAAAGGAGCAUUUUUCCCAGCUAGCUGUAAAUGCAAUUCUACGAAUAAAAGAAAGUCUGAACUUGGAUUUAAUUCAAACAAUAAAAAAAACAGGAGGAACAAUCAAAGAUUCGUACUUAGAAGAAGGGUUCAUAUUAGAAAAAAGAAUUGGGAUCAACCAACCGAAGACUCUUACACAUUGUAAUGUGAUGAUAGCAAAUACACCGAUGGAUACAGAUAAGGUGAAAAUUUAUGGAACAAAAGUAAACGUAAACAGUUUUGAAGACAUACAAGACUUAGAGAAUGAGGAGAAGCAUAAGAUGAAAAGGAAGGUCGAAAAUAUUAUUGCACAUGGAUGUAACGUUUUUAUUAAUAGACAGUUGAUAUAUAACUAUCCGGAACAAAUUUUUCGGGAGAAUAAUGUGAUGACUAUUGAACAUAGUGAUUUCGAUGGAAUGGAAAGAUUGGCUAGCUGUUUAGGAGCAGAAAUUGCAUCUACUUUUGAAAAGGAUCUAAAUAUCCAGCUAGGAUAUUGUGAUAAAAUUGAGGAAGUUAUCAUAGGGGAAGAUAAAUUAAUUCGAUUUUCUGGCUGUAAAAAGAAUGGAGCAUGUACAAUCAUUUUGAGAGGUGCUUCCUCACAUAUUUUGGAGGAGAGUGAAAGGUCACUACAUGACGCUCUUGCCGUUUUAGCAGAAACUAUGAAGGAUAAUCGAGUCGUUUUGGGAGCCGGCUGUACAGAAAUGCUCAUGAGUAACGCCGUGGAUAAUUUAGCCAGGACUGUAGAGGGCAAACGCAGCUUAGCCAUUGAAGCCUUUGCAAAGGCUCUAAGACAAAUCCCCACCUACAUAUUAGAUAAUGGAGGAUUUGAUAGCUCAGAAAUUGUUAGCAAGAUAAGGGCCCAACAUACCAAGGGCAAUGUCUACGCAGGCAUCGACAUCAACGCGGGAGAUGUGGGCAAUGUCAUGGAGCUGGGCAUUUAUGAGUCGUACAAAUCAAAGUUAUCUCAGUUGACCUCCGCCACGGAGGCGGUCGAGAUGAUUCUCCGAGUCGACGACAUUAUUAAGUGUGCCCCUCGCAAGAGGGGCGGCGUGUAA